Messenger RNA from Ruditapes philippinarum (Manila clam), 6059 nucleotides. RefSeq names its product alpha-centractin. The transcript has 11 exons. NCBI's taxonomy places the organism in Eukaryota, Metazoa, Mollusca, Bivalvia, Venerida, Veneridae. Bases 88 to 1218 code for a protein of 376 amino acids. The record is from RefSeq and is a predicted model, not a curated record.
UAUCAAUGCUACUUCCGGUUAAAAAGUAACUUCCGGUUAAGACAAUUUAGACAAAAUUUAUGAUUUCUUAGCAUUUUAGCGAAUUCGAUGGAUUCAUAUGACAUACUUGCAAAUCAGCCUGUUGUCAUAGACAAUGGGUCUGGUAUAAUCAAAGCUGGUUUUGCUGGAGAUCAAGUUCCAAAGUACCACUUUCCAAAUUUCAUAGGAAGGCCUAAACAUGUACGAGUUAUGGCAGGAGCACUUGAGGGGGAUAUGUUUCUGGGACCAGAGGCAGAGGAGCAUAGAGGGUUGUUGUCUAUACGUUACCCUAUGGAACAUGGUAUAGUGAAAGAUUGGAAUGAUAUGGAGAGGAUCUGGCAAUAUAUUUACUCAAAAGAUCAAUUACAAACAUUUUCAGAAGAGCAUCCUGUAUUAUUGACAGAAGCCCCUUUAAAUCCUAGAAAGAAUCGAGAAAAGGCUGCAGAAAUAUUUUUUGAAACAUUUAAUGUUCCGGCAUUGUUUAUGUCAAUGCAAGCUGUUCUAAGUUUGUACGCAACUGGUCGUACAACAGGUGUAGUGUUAGAUGUAGGAGAUGGAGUGGCACAUGCGGUACCUAUAUACGAGGGUUUUGCCAUGCCCCACAGUGUAAUGCGUGUAGAUAUUGCUGGUAGAGAUGUUACGAGAUAUCUUAGAUUACUUCUACGUAAAGAAGGCUAUGAUUUACACACAUCAGCGGAAUUAGAAAUAGUUAGAACCAUAAAAGAGAAAGCUUGUUAUUUAUCAAUAAAUCCUAUGAAGGAAGAAUCGAUGGAAAUAGAAAAGGCCCCAUAUACAUUACCUGAUGGUAGUAGUAUAGAGAUCGGACCUGCCCGUUACCGAGCACCAGAGUUGUUAUUCAGACCAGAUCUGAUAGGAGAGGAAUGUGAAGGGAUACAUGAGGUGUUAACAUACUCUAUACAGAAAUCAGACAUUGAUCUAAGAAGAACUUUGUUUUCUAAUAUAGUCCUUUCUGGAGGAUCUACUCUUUUCAAAGGUUUUGGUGACAGAUUACUAAGUGAAGUGAAAAAGUUAGCACCAAAGGAUAUUAAAAUAAGAAUAUCAGCACCACAAGAAAGAUUGUAUUCAACAUGGAUUGGGGGAUCAAUUUUAGCUUCACUGGAUACAUUUAAGAAAAUGUGGGUUUCUAAACGUGAAUAUAACGAGGAAGGUGUGAAAGCACUACACAGAAAGACAUUCUAGCAUCUGCACAUCAUUAGCUUGUGUAACCAUGUGACUGCCGCCGAUUAAAAUACCAAACAUAGUCAUCUAAAUUAUUUUUACUUUUUUUGUUCUCGUUUUUUUUUUUAAAAUGGGUAUUUAAAGGAUAAAGGGCUUAAAUUUUUUUUAUCUUUGUAUCCAUAUAGUUGAUAGUGCUGGUGAAAAGUGAGGAAGAAGGAGAAGGUGAAGAGUUGAUCAAAGACAUUGUUUCAGGUGGUUUAAGAUUUUGUUCGCAUUUUUAUGUUAGGUCUAUUGUUAUUAUGUUAAGUUGUACUUCUGCUGUUAGCUGGGUCAGAAUUUUUACAAGAGAUGGCAUAAAGACUAACAUUGAUUGCUUGUAGAAAAAGUACCACAUGCAUAGAGUUGUGUUGACACUUUAAAUAAAGAAAUUCUCUGAACAUAAGCUAUGACUGAAUAUAUAGUAAUGCAAGUGCUGCUUUCAAAUAUGAUUGGAAAAUCAGUAUAGAAAAAUGCAUUUCAGAAAAGUCUUUAUUUGUUUUUCAAAAAUAUAUGCCAUUUUUUUUUCUAAUUAUGACAGAAUGUUUUUUGAAUAUCAGUCUUAUUUGAGCAUCUAAAAUAACAACAAUGGUCUUAAUUCAUAAAUGCAUAUCUUAUAUGCAUAUAUUAAAUGAUAUCAAAUAUUGUUGUAUUAAAUUGUAGAUGCAGAUUUUCAACCAGCAAUGUGUUUUGUUGAUGUUUUUUUUUCCAAUAUUUUAUACUGCCAGUUACAUUUUCUUUGUAAAAGAUUAUUAAAGAGGGAUUUUCAUACAUACGGUGUUCAAAUAUAUAGACUUUUAUGUUCUUUUGUUCUAUUUUAAAAUCAUAACUUACAAAUCAUGCUUUAGAUAUAUUAAUAGGAACAUGUCAAGGUGUUUUAGUAAACAUUUUUUUAAAUUACACCAUUUAUGUUCUUGCCUUAAAAGUUAUUAUUUGCAAAUUUUUACUCUUUUUUUUUCUAUUGGUGAAAAGAAUAUAUAUAUAAAUAUAUAACAGUAUGUAUAGAUUUAAGAUAUUUAUCUUAUCAGAUAGUGUUGUUAUUAAAAAAUGGUAUCUGAUUUAAUAUUUUUACUUAUUGUGAAAUUUCAAGGUGGUGCAGGAUUUAAUUCAAGUCCUACUGCAUUUACACAUCUGUAAGACAGAACGCUUUUAAGAUAAGAUCAAAGUUUGGCUUAUAAGUCAGAAGUAUUUUACUAUACUGAAUGGUAAUUUAAAGUUCCUUUGGCCUGCUAAUAAGUUGAAGUGUAUGGUAGACCUUAAAUUUAAAGGAACUUCACUGAGGUCCAAUAGCCUGAAAAAAUAAAAUUAAAAGUUCUUUCUUAAAUCAAUUGGUACAUUUAAAGUUGAAAACCAAGCAAUAGAUAACAUUUAAAUAAAAAGGGUAUUAAAUUGAUAAUCAAUUUUUAUGCGAUUUUUUGUCGAUUUGAGUGAAAAGUGUUGCAAAGGUUUUCAUUUUUAGAAAUAAAAAUUACUAUUUCUGGGAAACGGAGUGAGCGAAUGAUCUGAAAUGUUGUACACAAGCUGUUGUUCCAGACAUACAUCUAGUUAUAGAGAAAUCUUUAAAAAAUAUGUUCGGUUCCAUCAUGUCAAAAAACCUUAGUGGAGUCCCUUUAAUUAAAAAAAAAGAAAUUGAAUUUAAGUAGAAAAAAUCUGUCAUAUGGAUGGGUAGAUAUAGUAAUUUUACAAAGAGAAGCGAGUCAAGUGCAAUAUAAUACCAGGAAUCAUCAAUGUGCUACGUCCAUACCUAUAAUCUUGAUACAUUUCAGCGUAAGAUCUUUCUGUGCAUGGGAGGUAUUUAUUUGUUUAGUGCAAGGGAGGUAAUUCAACUGAGUAUUUUCCUUUCAAAGGGACGUUACUCUGAUUUCAGUGUUAGAUCCUCUGUGCAUGAGGCUGUGCAAGAGAGGUAACAGAGUAUUUUCCUUUGGAAGGGACAUGACUCUGAUUUCUGUGUGCAUGGGAGGGUAUUACUUGUUCAGUGUAAGGGUGGUAACUCAACUGAGUAUUUUCCUUUCAAAGGGAGGUUACUCUGGAAUGUAACAUUCUCUAGAUUGUUAUAUAUUUUCAUCUUGUUUGAGAGAUUGUUAUGAAAGUUCAUUUUGUGUUUAAAAUUUAAGAGCAAUUUUAAUAAUCAAUUCCAGGUUUCUAUGUAUGAUUUUGAGAAAUAGUUGAGGUUUUCAAAUUUAAUGUUGAUAACAAACCUAGAUAUAAUUUGACUUUCAAAUACACAUAUAUACUUAGUACAAUAUUUUCAAAAAGGGCAGACAAAAUGUAGUUUGUAUAGCAUAUAGGUACAAGAAUAUUUUAUCUUUAUUUUGAAUUUUUAGUAUAUUUCCAAUAUGUUUUUUGUUUUCAAAAUUUUUGAUUUUCCUUUGUGAAGCAUGUCUCGACUGUGUUAUGGUGAAUAAAGGAUUUCAAUUAAUAGCUACAAUUAUUUUUCACAUAAUGUACAUGUACAAGCUAAUCGUAAGGCCAUGAUAUUGAAACAGAAUCUUCAUUAGAAAAAAAAUCUUUAUUUCUGGUCAGAAUAUCUUUGGUUGCCAUGACAAUGUACAUGUAACAAAAGUCUGAAAAUUGUUUUUUUUACCCAGAUAAGAUAAACAUGUUAUGCAUUUAUGAUAUAAUGUAUAUUAAUUAUUUGAUGAAGUAUUAUUACUGAUUAUUUUGAUGAUAACAAUUAAUAUUAAUAUUUACAAUCAUUCAAUUGUCCUUGAUACACAAUGAAUGAUAAAGUAUAUCUUUCCCUGAUACAAUAAAAUAUCUCAUUGGCUAACCAAACUGUUAAAACUUUUGAAUUAUGAUUGUAUAUGAGUGAAGAAAGAAUGUUCAGAAUGACUGGUUUGAGAAUUAAAACACCCACACAAUUUUCAUAGCAACUUUGAUUCUUUUAGAAGCAGACAUUAAUCUAUAAGAAGAAUUUUUUUUAAUAUUAGCAAAAUUUUGUGUAGUGGUGGACACUUAUUUUCCUUUAUUUAUUAUCACUGAAGUUGUUUAUAAUUAUCUUAUCUGCAUUUAUAAGUUAUCUCCUCAAAACAGUAUUUGCUGAUAUGAGAUAAUGAACAAUAAAUUAGUACAGAAGUCUCAAAAUUAGGUACAUGUAAAACAAAUGUUUAUAAGGAAAUACUAUAUACAUGUACAUGUAUAUUAGACACAUAGGUGAAAAUAAAGGAAAGAUGGGAUUCUGAAAGAGUGUACUAAUUAACUUAAAGUAAGUAUGUUAGUCAACAGACAUGAUUAUUUUAUCUUAGCAGUGAUUUUCCUACCUAUAUAACAGACUCUGAUAAAAGGUCUCUUCCAAACAUAAAUUUUCUGUAAAAUCUGAACUUAAACCUGCUUUUUUACUUCCCAAAUUAGCAAUUUUAGUGAUAAUUUUUCCCAAAAUCAAGUGGAUAAGGCCAUUUUUCCCAAUUAAGUGAGAAAAAUCACUGCUUAGGUAUUGUAUUGAAUUUGGAAAUUUUAAUAUUUAUAAGAUCUUUGAAAAUGAAUUUCUAAAGAAUGUUAUGUUUUUUGUUUGAUAAAAUACUAAAGUUCAAGUAUAAAGGGUUUGAUUUUCAAUUUUACUGUGAUUAUAAGCAGUUUAUACUUUUCCUUUGAAUAAUAUUUGCUUAACAGAUGAAUAUUUUUAUGAAAAAAGGGAAAUGAAAGCUUUAAGUUAAAAGAUUUGAGAAAGCGAAAUUAUUUAUUAUUAUUUUAUUUAUAAAUAAGGGGGACCUACAUGUCUUUUAAUCCAUGACAAUUUUGUUAGUGUGCAAAAGUCAUGUAAGAUGUUUUAUGCAAUAGAAUACAAUUAAAUUUUUCAAUGACAUAAAAGUAAAUCAAAUCUAACUGUAAAAUUUCCACAACAUAAAAAGUUUGAACAAAUAGAAAUAUGUAGUGCAUCAAAAUCGCACCAGAUUAUAUAAUUAUGGCCACUCAUGGAUAUAUUUGACCUCUGUGACUGGACUGGUUUAUGUGUUUAGGAAGCUGUCCAGCUACUUACCUUGUACGUGAGUGCCUCUAUGUGCCUGAGUUUAUGCACAAUAAGUUUAAAUGGGCUUCCUUCAAAGCUGGAAAGUUGCCACACGAUGGUGACAAAGUGAGUGUGACAUAAAAUCCAACAAAAAAGUGAUAUUAAAACAAUGUAUUGUCGUGUUCUUUAUAUAUUGUUGAAUAAUGGAAAUAUAUGAAUGCCAGAUGUCAUAACAAUGUUUAUGUGAAAGAAAUACCAGCAUUUUACAUCUUCAAAGUGUUCAUUUUACUGUAUUUCAACCCUUAAUAUGAAUAUUAUAUUUGUGUCAGUUAAAUAUAGAACCUUUAACAGAUUUUAGUCAGAUUUGUAAGAAUAUAUAAUUUGAGUGGUCCAAUUUCCAAUCCAUGUUAGAUAAGUAAUGAGAUGACAGUAUUUUAAAAGACAUUACAACUUGAAAAUUGUGUCAUUUUCUUUGGUCAAAAUGUGCCCCAAAAUGAAUAGUUAUAUGGGUAAAUAAAUAAAUGAUUUGUUACUGUAUAAGAAGAACCAUAAUGGCAUUAUUAUGCAUUUACUAUGAAUUUAUACAAAGUAUGAGUGUUCAGUAGAUUUAAGAUUGUUUAGUAGAUUUUUGAAAUAAUACAUUGUAAUUUACAAAUAUACUAUUAUCUAAACAAGUAACAGGUUUUUUCUCUCACCCAGUUUCUUGCACACAACAAGGAGAUCACAAAGCUGUUUGUUUUUUCUUUCUCGUUUAGAAAUAUUAUGAAAUAAGUAGUUAAAGCAAUCUUGUAUAUAUAUUUCUGUACAUGUAUUUAUGUUGGUGUCGUGAUCCAGUAUUUUGAUUGUAAGCUUAAACCAUAAAUCAUAAAAAUAUGGAAAA